Messenger RNA from Hyalella azteca, 1507 nucleotides. Its product is annotated as perlucin-like. Gene Ontology annotation, cellular component: external side of plasma membrane. Gene Ontology annotation, molecular function: carbohydrate binding. The transcript is spliced from 5 exons. Bases 347 to 895 code for a protein of 182 amino acids. NCBI's taxonomy places the organism in Eukaryota, Metazoa, Arthropoda, Malacostraca, Amphipoda, Hyalellidae. Gene Ontology annotation, biological process: biological process involved in interspecies interaction between organisms. The record is from RefSeq and is a predicted model, not a curated record.
UGUGUCUAACUUAUUUAUAUAUAAAUACCUGCAGUGAAAUUUUCUUCAUGAAUGGAAACGCACUUGUUAAAUUUUAGCGUAAAUCUUAAUGGGCCUUUGUAAAAACCAUAUAAACAAUUUGCUUGCAUCAUUCUCAUCGAUGUUUUUCGCUGAAAUUUGCUCUGAAUGAUUGAUUCAGUGUAGUUUUCACAUAGUAUUUUGAUGUCAUGUAGAUCAACGAGUAACUUUGCAGUUUUUAUUAUAAAUAUUAGUCACUACACUGAGCCGUGCAUCAUGACCAAAUGAUCCCAAUUUAAAAUUGAACUUUAAAGUAAUUGGAUCAGAUUUCCGGAAGCAAUCAGACGCCAUGGUGAGAGCUCGGCUUAUUGGAGUCCUUCUCAUUAGUCGCGUGCUCUGUUUGGCCUCCAAUGAAACGUCCACGAACAAUGAUACGCAGAAAACCGGCCGGGCCGUGACCAUCUGGGGUCUUCACACCAAGUGUCCGAUGGCGUUUGAGGAGGCGGGUGGCCGCUGCUAUUUCUUCGGGCGUUUCCCUCUGAAUUGGUUCCGGGCCUUAGAGUUUUGCCACAGCUUCGGCAGCAGCGUGUCUUUGGCCACCAUAGAAACAUCCAGAGAGAAUUUCUUCAUCAAACAAUUCCUAAGAGCCUCUGGAGGUCACGAGACGGGGAUUUGGGUGGGCGGGUCCGACAACGGGCACGACGGCCAGUGGACGUGGUUCCCCACAGGGCAGCUGGUGCAGUACUCCGGGUGGGGACCAUCACAGCCCAGUGGAGGGGACCAGCACUGCAUGUACCUCGUGGGGGGACACCUGAGUUAUCAAUGGGCGGACUUCCAUUGCCUCUUUGAUAUGCACUUUCUAUGCGAAUAUAACGUCAAUGAGGUCACUCCAUGGUAAAGAUUUAUGAAUAAGCAUAUUAGAAUUAGUUUGUAAUUCUAAAUGAUAUUUAUUCCGAAUAUUUAUAGCAUUUUGAACUGAUCAACAAGUCAUAUUCUUUGUCAUUGAGAGGUAAUAGUAGUGAUACUGCGAAUUAUCACCCCUGUGAUAAAAUAAUAUCAUUGCUGUUAUAUGAUCAUCUCAGCGCAAUGAUCACAUGCGGUAAUUCAAUGUGAAAAUGCUUGAUUAACAAAUAUUAAAUGCUGCAUAGACAAUAAUGUUUAUUACAAUUAAGAAAAUUUAUGCGUUAAACUUUGAAUAUAGUCAUCUCUCAUCGUGAGUUAAGCAUGUUUGUUAUCAGGUUAAGCAUGUUUGUUAUCAGGUGUUUACGAGAGACGUUUAGGCAUAUUUAAUUUAUGCAGCAUAAUAUUGUAGUUGAUGUUUUUGACGUGUUACUUGUGUCUGAAUAAUGACAUAAUUUAUUUAUACUAAAAUCCGGAUGUUUAAAUAUAAAAAGAGAGUCGAAGGUAGAUUUAUUGCUGCACACUUAUGAAGAAAUAAAUUGUAAACUGUUAAAAAAAAUAUUCAUGAACAAUUUCCAUGGUUUACAAAACAAUCGAAAGAAAGUAAGCG